Punica granatum (pomegranate) is the source of this 1991-nucleotide messenger RNA. The record is from RefSeq and is a predicted model, not a curated record. NCBI's taxonomy places the organism in Eukaryota, Viridiplantae, Streptophyta, Magnoliopsida, Myrtales, Lythraceae.
UCGGUUUACUUUUGGAUUCUCAUGAACGUGGAUGUACGUAUACCCACGAGAGCCGUUCCAGCCGGAACUCCCUCAAUCUGUCGUCUUCCGCCCUGGCGUCCAUUUGUUUGCCUUGGCCGGGCUUCCUCCUUCUUCCGAUGGAAGCAAACGCGAUGUCGCUGCGCGGCGAGCUCCACCUCCUCUCCCCGGCGGCGAGGUUCCGGAGAGGAGUACCCCAGCACGCUCUUUGGCGCUCUCCUUCUAUCCGCCACCGCUUGAAGUCCCGCAGCAGCUCUAUAAUCUCUGCUUCGAGCUCUACUACUGAAAGCGAAUCGGUCUGUUCCCCCUCGUCGGACCGGCAGGAGGCCGAGAGUGGGAGUUCCUCUCGCGUGAAUCCAGUCUAUUCGCCGACACCGCCGAAUCGGGAGCUGCGAACUCCUCACAGCGGGUACCACUUCGAUGGAACUACUCGGAAAUUUUUUGAGGGUUGGUACUUUAAGGUGUCCAUUCCCGAAGUGCGGCAGAGCUUCUGCUUCAUGUAUUCUGUAGAGAGUCCUGCCUUCACCAAGAAAUUGAGUGCAGUAGAAGUGGCGCAAUACGGACCCCGGUUUACUGGAGUUGGGGCUCAGAUUCUUGGUGCUGAUGACAAGUAUAUAUGCCAGUAUUCUGAGGAUUCUUCAGACUUUUGGGGAAGCAGGCACGAGCUGAUGCUAGGGAAUACUUUCAUUUCUGCAAAAGACUCUAAGCCUCCAAAUAAGGAGGUUCCUCCACAGGACUUCAGUAGAAGGGUGUUGGAAGGCUUCCAAGUUACUCCACUCUGGCAUCAAGGUUUUAUACGCGACGAUGGCAGGUCUAAUUAUGUGGAAACUGUAAAAACUGCGUGUUGGGAAUAUAGCACCCGUCCUGUCUAUGGGUGGGGUGACGUAGGGUCAACACAGAAGCCAACGGCAGGUUGGCUUGCAGCCUUUCCCGUAUUUGAACCCCAUUGGCAAGUUUGCAUGGCAGGCGGGCUCUCGACAGGUUGGAUAGAGUGGGAUGGGAAAAGAUUUGAAUUUCAAAAUGCACCCUCUUACUCCGAGAAGAAUUGGGGUGGAGCCUUCCCAAGGAAAUGGUUUUGGGUUCAGUGUAACGUCUUUGAAGGCGCAAGUGGUGAAGUAGCUUUGACUGCAGCGGGUGGAUUGAGGCAGAUACCUGGAGUGACUGAAACCUAUGAAAAUGCUGCGCUGGUUGGAGUUCAUUAUGAUGGAAAAUUCUAUGAAUUUGUGCCAUGGAAUGGAUUUGUUGAGUGGGAAAUUAAUACAUGGGGUUUCUGGUACAUGACAGCAGAGAAUAAUAGUCAUAAGGUUGAAUUGGAGGCCACUACAGAGGAUCCGGGUACAACAUUGCGUGCUCCAACUGCUGAAGCCGGGCUUGCUCCAGCUUGCAAAGACACUUGUUUUGGUAGGCUAAGACUGCAAAUAUGGGAAAAGAGAUAUGAUGGCAGUAAAGGCAAGGUAGUUUUAGACGUAACGAGUAACAUGGCGGCACUAGAAGUCGGUGGAGGACCGUGGUUCAGCACGUGGAAGGGCAGGACAAAUACACCAGAGCUCCUUAACCGUGUCGUGGGAGCGCCAAUUGAUGUGGAAAGUAUCUUUAGUUUGGCCCCAAUUUUUAAGCCCCCUGGCCUGUAACUCUAAUGGGCAAUAAGCUUCUUAUGAAUGGAGGAUGGGUGUCAGAGAAUUAUCGAUAUAGAAGCUUGAAUUUGAAAAUAAUAAUGAAAUUGUUGUAAUGUAACAUUGGUAAUUGACAUAGCAAGCUUCAUCGGCUUGCGAGAGCGGCGAGCAGAGCACGCCUGAGGUUGAUGCAUCAAGUUUUGUAAAUCAUGUGUUGGGCUCGGAAAACCCGAGCUCGACAAGCAGGCCGAAUCUGUAGAACCGAGGCCCUGUAGAAUAGCUAAAUGCAUAUUGACCCCCAGGUCGUGACCCCUCGAGGAAUAUAUGGAUGGAGUUAUAUAUAUAUAUCCCUUUCAGAAU